GGUGCCCGAAACAUUUGAAGAAUUGUAGCACUUUCAGUUGCGCCGACCAUUUUCUGGCUGCGCACUUUAUGUGAUCUCAAGUUUCUCGAGUAGCAGUGAGAAUGGAGACUUUAAUCGAGAACGGCGAUGGCCAACUCACAAUUCAAAAUCUGCAACCUCCCACGAAACGGAAACCUACGAGUGCAUUGACCGUGGAAGACAAAGAGAACCAGAAGCACGUCGCAGAGGCACGGAAAAAAUAUGGCAGAGGCCGUCCCGUUCGGGUAAACGAGGUCAAAGACAAGAAGCUGCGUGCGAAUCUCAAGAGAAUUGAGAACAAAUACCGAACGGCGGUUUUGAACGCAAAGGAUGCAGAGAUUCUGUACGAGAACCAGGAAGGUUUCCUGCAACCGGAAAACGAACUGGAAAAGACCUACAAAGUCCGACAAGAAGACAUUCUAGAUGCAAUCGGUGUCCAACAGGCCAGCAAAGCCAUCGACUUCAAACUCGAUCUCGGUCCAUACGUGGCGGAUUACACCAGAAAUGGACGUAGUUUACUGCUAGCAGGAAGAAAAGGACACAUCGCCACAUGUGAAUGGCGAGCAGGGAAGCCAGGUUGUGAGUUACACCUCAAUGAAACGGUCCGGGAUGCCAAAUGGCUGCACAAUGACCAGUACUUUGCUGUGGCUCAAAAGAAGUAUACCUACAUUUACGACCACGCCGGGGUUGAGAUCCAUUGUCUGAGAAAGUACGUGGAGACUCUGCACCUCGAAUUUCUACCCUAUCACUUCCUUCUUGCGGGCGCCGACACGAGCGGGUUCCUGAGAUACACCGACACCUCGACAGGGCAUAUAGUGGCCGAGCACCCAACUCGGAAAGGACCGCCUACCGCUCUUGCCCAAAACCCGUGGAAUGCAAUUUUGCACGUGGGCCAUCAAAACGGAACAGUAUCCCUGUGGUCUCCCAACUCUACGACGCCUUUGGUCAAGAUGCAGACCAACGCUGGGCCUGUUCGGUCCAUUGCCAUCGACCGCUCGGGGCACUACAUGCUGUGCGGAGGUCAAGAUCUCCGUCUCAAACUCUGGGACAUUCGCUCAUUGAAAGAAGUUCACUCAUACACCACCCGUCAGCCCGCAUCUUCUAUCGAGAUCUCGGAUCGUGGUUUGGCGGCCAUCGGCAGCGGCACUGGGGUAACUAUCUGGAAAGAUCUUUUCACCACAUCCACCUCCGCAGAGCCCGCCAAGGUCCAAUCGCCCUACUUGAACUGGGGUAACGACGGACGUCGGGUUGAGCGUGUGCGGUUCUGUCCGUUUGACGAUAUCCUUGGCAUCUCACACUCGGAAGGGUUCAGCAGCAUCGUUGUCCCGGGCGCGGGCGAACCCAACUAUGACGCCCUCGAAGUCAAUCCCUACGAGACUCGCAAACAGCGACAAGAAGCAGAAGUCCAGGCUCUGCUUACGAAGCUGCAGCCCGAAACUAUCGCACUUGAUCCCCACUUCAUCGGUACAUUGGACACGCGUAGCGCAGAACAGCGGAAGCGGGAGAAGGAUUUGGAUGCGCCGCCUGUAGAUCCUCUGGCGAAACUCAAAGAGCGGAAGCGUGGUCGGGGGAAGAACAGCACAGUAAGAAGAUAUUUGAGGAAGAAGGGCGGAAAGAACGUGAUUGAUGAGAAGAGGCUGCGGCUCGAGGAGAUGAAAAAGGAGCGAGCUGAAAGAGAAAGGGAGAAGCUCAAGAGGGACAAGGUUGAACUCGGUCCUGCAUUGGCGAGGUUUGCACGGAGAGGAGCGUGAUAUCGCAGUCGAUUUUUGGAAUCGGCUGUGUCUUCACCGAGUUGUUUAAAGAGUUUCGAGUCCGUGGGACCUGGUAGACUGGAGCCGACAUCUCUAACCGUUUUGAAGGUGUCUUAUCUAACGCUAUGAUAAAAGUGUGAGACAUGCUAUCCAAAUGUGCCGGCCAUGCCAGCACCCACGCUCAUGCCGACUAAACAUUUUGGGUCCUGGGUCCAAAGUUUUCAUCAUCUCUUUCGUGUCCACUUAAUCUAAAUCCUUCCGCCUGAGUACCAAUUCUCCC
Exophiala dermatitidis NIH/UT8656 is the source of this 2049-nucleotide messenger RNA. RefSeq lists its product as uncharacterized. Gene Ontology annotation, biological process: maturation of SSU-rRNA from tricistronic rRNA transcript (SSU-rRNA, 5.8S rRNA, LSU-rRNA). Gene Ontology annotation, cellular component: nucleolus; 90S preribosome; small-subunit processome. Bases 102 to 1769 code for a protein of 555 amino acids. The transcript has a single exon. NCBI's taxonomy places the organism in Eukaryota, Fungi, Ascomycota, Eurotiomycetes, Chaetothyriales, Herpotrichiellaceae. Gene Ontology annotation, molecular function: protein binding. The record is from RefSeq and is a predicted model, not a curated record.